Messenger RNA from Procambarus clarkii (red swamp crayfish), 577 nucleotides. The record is from RefSeq and is a predicted model, not a curated record. NCBI's taxonomy places the organism in Eukaryota, Metazoa, Arthropoda, Malacostraca, Decapoda, Cambaridae.
GUCGCCGCCAUUUUAAAACCAUAUCGAGAGCUGCUGCCUUAUCCACAAACUCCUGCUGCAUCUUCAAUAGUUAAGAUGACAUCUGAAAAGCAGUAUGCAGUGGUAGGCUUCAAUGAUCGUAGUGUGGGUAUCAUCUCCACAACCUGGAUUGAAAAAUCUGAUGAUGAAACCAUAUUGUGCUGGUGGCCACGGAGCAGGCAUACAGUUAGUGCCCAAAAGCAUGAAAAGCCAGACACGACAAACUGGCGAGUGCAUGUCGUAUCAACAACUGAUGAUUUUGACGUUGCAAAACGAAGAUGCUUAGCUGCGGAAGACACUUCAAAUGUCGAAACUGAAGACGAUAUGGGCUAUCCUCGACAACGAAAAAGGAAACCAUGCUUCAAAUAUGAAGAAGAGAAUUCCGAGAAUAACAAACGCAAUCAUCACUCGUCUCAAUCCAAGAAGAAGUGUUCGCCAUCUUCAUAUGAGAAUACAGCUUGAAAAGAAAUAAGUCCUCCGCAAAUACCAUAUUAUUCUGGUAUAUUAAGUGAAUGUAAGGAUUAGUAGUAAAUAACAUUAAAAGUUCUAAAUUGAUAUU